AAAACAGAUUUUACUUGCUACGUGUUUAUAUCUGAUUGAAAAAAGAUCAGAGAACACAACAAUUUAUUUUUUCUAUUGAUCUCUUGCUUCCUCUCCCUCUACACUUCUUCUCGCGAUUCAGAUUAAGUUGACAGUAUUGGUGGAUGGGAUCGUAGAAGGGGGAAAGAUUGUGAUUAAGAAGAUCAAUCCCUCAGUCCAAUUCCUUGAAACAUUUCUUGUAUCGAUGUUCUUCAUUUUGAGUCUGAAACCUCAUGCGUUGAUAAGAGUUAUUCUGCUUUUGUCUGGCUUGGAAUUGGAUCAAUGGCUUUGGAUUGGAACUAUUCUGCAUUGUUUCUUUGGAUCUGUUUUGGUUUCUUCAUCCUUCAUGUCUUAUUUGUUGCUUUUUCUCACAAAUAUCAGUGACGUGAGAAUACAGCUUGGCACUUUACUUGCUGAUAUCGGGCUCAUCAAUCUUCCUAAAAGUAGCGAGGUAGAAUCAAAGAAAGUAGUAUCUCCGCGAGAUAUAACCAUUGUUUCUCCUCUAUCCAUUCUACUUUUUAGUGGCUCAAUCUAUGUUCAUCAUCAGAGUGGGUCAGUCACCAUUGAUGGGUGGUUGAAGCUAGCAGAACCAGCUCAAACCGCAGUUUUGUUUAAGGAGUUUUGGUUAACACUCCAUUCCAUUCUCAAAGAUCUCAUCCAAAAACCCGAGGUAUUGUCCACAACGAAGUUGUCAAGUCUAUGGCCCAUCUUCUUA
Messenger RNA from Thlaspi arvense, 733 nucleotides. NCBI's taxonomy places the organism in Eukaryota, Viridiplantae, Streptophyta, Magnoliopsida, Brassicales, Brassicaceae. The record is from the annotation of a GenBank genome assembly.